Calliphora vicina (urban bluebottle blowfly) is the source of this 977-nucleotide messenger RNA. RefSeq names its product chymotrypsin-2-like. The record is from RefSeq and is a predicted model, not a curated record. The coding region runs from base 64 to 873 and encodes 269 amino acids. The transcript has a single exon. Gene Ontology annotation, biological process: proteolysis. Gene Ontology annotation, molecular function: serine-type endopeptidase activity. Lineage: Eukaryota; Metazoa; Arthropoda; Insecta; Diptera; Calliphoridae.
ACAAUUUAAAAAAAUACUUUAGACAACAAUACCGCAAAAGAAUUAAACCAAAAAAUAAUCAAAAUGCAAAAGUUUUUACAAAUUAUAUUGAGUCUUACAUGUGCGGCUCUUUUGGGCUGUGAAGGCCGCGUUAUAUCGCAAGAACAAUUACAAAAAGUGCAACAGCUUUUAACGGAGACCCGUAUUAUUGGCGGCUCAGAGGCUACGGAAGGUUUGCUGCCCUAUCAAGUUUCCAUACAAAAUACCUUUGGUGAACAUGUUUGUGGUGGCGCCAUUAUAGCACCAGAAUGGAUUCUCACUGCCGGUCAUUGCUCGGAAUGGCCUAAGCAAUAUUUGAAAGUGGUAACUGGUACCGUUAAUUGGACUAAACCCGAUGCUGAGUAUUUGGUAGAAGAUAUGAAAGUUCAUUGUCUGCAUGAUAAACCCAUGUAUCACAAUGAUAUUGCCUUGAUACGUUUAAACAAACCGAUUGUGUAUAAUGAACGCACUCAACCCAUUAAGAUGGCCCAUAGCAAUACUCUAAAGGAAGGCGAUAAACUCACACUUUCCGGCUGGGGCAGCAUUAAGGUAUGGGGACGUUCUCCCGAUAUGUUACACACCGUUGAUUUAAGCUACAUGGAACAUGAUAAAUGCUCGAAGAAGGUUAAAAACUCUGCCUGGUUGGGUGAAGGUCACAUUUGCACUGAUACCUCAGAGGGUAAGGGUGCCUGUCAUAAUGACUCUGGUGGUCCUUUGGUAGAUGAAAACAAUAUGUUGGUGGGUGUGGUCAAUUGGGGCGAACCGUGUGCUGUAGGCAGACCCGACGUAUAUGCUAGUGUGCCUUAUUAUCAUGAUUGGAUUCGUGGUGUUAUGGCUGGCGGCAGCACUUGUUAAAAGGAGAAAAUAUUUAUAUAUUUUUUAAGAGAAUUUCAAACUGUGGAACAAACUAUGAAGCCAUAGCGAACAAACAAUUAGUUUUAAGUAUCAAUUUAUUUUAU